AAAGAAAAAAAGAAAAAGAAAACGAUCCCAAUCCCAAUCCCAAUCCCAGUCCCCCGGCCGCCUGCUUUUAGUUAUAAGUUUCAACCAUGUAUGUGUGUAUAUAUAGGGCGGUGUGGCGAUACAUGUGGAGAAGAAAGGAAAGAAAAGUAUGGCGCCAGUGGGUCUGCCUCCAGGGUUCAGGUUUCACCCGACGGACGAGGAGCUGGUGAACUACUACCUGAAGAGGAAAAUCAGCGGGCAAGAAAUAGAGCUGGAUAUAAUCCCGGAGGUGGACCUGUACAAAUGCGAGCCUUGGGAGCUGUCGGACAAGUCGUUUCUGCCCAGUAGAGACCCGGAGUGGUACUUCUUCGGCCCACGAGACAGAAAGUAUCCCAACGGCUUCAGAACCAACAGGGCCACCAGAGCCGGCUACUGGAAAUCAACCGGAAAGGACCGCCGGGUCACCUCACAGAACCGCCCCAUUGGGAUGAAGAAGACCCUCGUUUACUACAGGGGCCGAGCCCCCCAGGGCAUCAGGACCGACUGGGUCAUGCAUGAAUAUCGCCUCCACGACAACGACUACUGCGACAGCGACACCUCCGCCAUCCAGGAUUCUUACGCCUUGUGUAGAGUAUUCAAGAAAAAUGGAAUAUGUUCGGAAGUGGAAGAAGCAGGAGGACAGAGCAGCAGCAGCGGCUUGUCGUUCAUGGACAACUCAACGUCACAAACUUUGAUGAAUCAUGACUACGAGACUCUGUCACCGGAUGUUCUGAUGGCGGCUUCGUCUUCUUGUGUGGAGGAGGAAGAGAAGGACGAUUCCUGGAUGCAGUUCAUUACAGAAGAUGCAUGGUGCGCUUCCAAUUCAUCACCCAUCGCCGGCGCCGGCGCCGGCCUCGAUGACCUCUCUCAUCUGACUUUCACCAAUUUAUCAUAAGCCAUAUUGGUUACCACUAAUAAUUUAUAGAUUUAAUGGAUGGUAUAUUUUUUUUUCUACUUUAAUAAUUAAAUACGAACCACGUCAUCAUCAUCAUCAUGUGAAAGGGCGAGCAAAAUUUUUAAGGAUGGUCAGAUUUGUCUGUCUGUAGAUUAUGUAUUUUGGAUUCCGGGUUUGGGUUUGGUUGGUGACUUCUUCUUUAAUGUAGCCGUAGGGUCACUCAAAUUAAUCAAGUAGAACAACAAGACUCUAUGGAAUAUAUUUUGGUUUCACCUUUUUCUCGGUGAAUUAUAUCUCA
This is a messenger RNA of Momordica charantia (bitter melon), 1211 nucleotides long. It is a transcript of the gene NAC057, whose product is annotated as NAC domain containing protein 57. Gene Ontology annotation, biological process: regulation of DNA-templated transcription. Gene Ontology annotation, molecular function: DNA binding. The record is from RefSeq and is a predicted model, not a curated record. NCBI's taxonomy places the organism in Eukaryota, Viridiplantae, Streptophyta, Magnoliopsida, Cucurbitales, Cucurbitaceae.